AUGGCUGGCCGUAAGAUACUUCUUUUAUUAGAUGGUGCAAAAGUUCAUUCUACUGCUAAUUUAAAUCUUUGUAAUACAAAAGUUUAUACCCUACCUCCGUAUACGACAUCCUGCAUUCAGCCUAUGGAUGCUGGCAUUAUUAUGUCCUUCAAGCAUCAUUAUCAAAGUUAUUUUAUAAAAUGGUUACUUGACAAAUAUGAAGCUGAAAAAGAUGAAAAAAUAAAUGUUCUUAAUGCUAUAAGGUUUAUUGCUCAGGCAUGGAGAAAAGUAACACCAGAAACAAUACGUAACUGUUUUCAGCAUACAGGAAUUCUUCCAAAUACCCAAGAUAAUGAAAAAUCCUUCGUUGAUGAUAAUGAUGAUGAAUUGAUAGAUAAACUUUAUUUAGAUAUUAAGACGCUUAACUUUCAAAACAUUAUGGAUCUUGAGGAAUAUAUCGAUUAUCCAGGAGAAAAGGAUACACAUGAAGUAUUAAGUGAUAAAGAAAUUUUGGAUCUGGCCAUCAAUCUUGAACCUGAGAAUGAAAGUGCUGAAGAUGAUGACAGUACAAAAAUGCGUCAAAUUAGUCAUCAAGAAGCAUUAAAUGCAGUAGAAAUACUUGACCAAUAUAUUGUGCAGAAUGAUUUUGUGAAAUAA
Messenger RNA from Cetraspora pellucida, 636 nucleotides. NCBI's taxonomy places the organism in Eukaryota, Fungi, Glomeromycota, Glomeromycetes, Diversisporales, Gigasporaceae. The record is from the annotation of a GenBank genome assembly.